This is a messenger RNA of Bolinopsis microptera, 858 nucleotides long. RefSeq lists its product as uncharacterized. The coding region runs from base 1 to 858 and encodes 285 amino acids. Gene Ontology annotation, biological process: regulation of transcription by RNA polymerase II. The transcript has a single exon. Gene Ontology annotation, molecular function: RNA polymerase II cis-regulatory region sequence-specific DNA binding; DNA-binding transcription factor activity, RNA polymerase II-specific. NCBI's taxonomy places the organism in Eukaryota, Metazoa, Ctenophora, Tentaculata, Lobata, Bolinopsidae. The record is from RefSeq and is a predicted model, not a curated record.
AUGUCAUUUACUCCACUGGAACAACUCCUGAACUCCUACCUAUACUCCUGUCAGCCAGUCCUCCCAGUUCCCUACUACUUCUACCCUCCUAUCAGCCCUCCUAAAUGUUUACCUUUUUCACAGCACAGCUCUCCUGACAUGAUUCAGACUACAUCUCCGCCAUCCUACCUGUGUCCUUCAACAUAUUCAUCCGAGGAGACCUUCUCAUCCCCUCCACAGAUGUACUCAUCCCCUCCACAGACCUAUUCUCCCCCACAAAUACAGACACAGAUUACACCUCCCUCCAGGACUACUCCACCUCCUCUCUACAAUUCUCCUCCUCCUCUCCCUCAAGACAGUGUAGACGAGACUAUAGAACCAGUUCCUUCUGUUGUUAUUCACCACAAACCCGGUUCCUACCCUCCUCCUCCACCGAGCACAUUCCACUGGAUAGACCAAACACAGUACAGAACUAAACUCAUGGAUUCGGAAAUUUCCAAGACAGAACUGCUAGACCUGCUCAGCCACUAUCCCCUCAACCCACCUACCUUUGGUAAAACCCGCAAGAGAUCCUCCUCAUCCUCUUCUCCCCCUUCAGCUGAUACACCCUACAGCAAGCAUGCUUCCAUCACUAACAACCGUACCUCCUUCACCUCAGCCCAACUGGAAUGCCUGGAAAUCCGGUUCAAAAAGUCCCCUACAAUCGACAGAGAUGAGCGCCUAGAUUUCAGUGUACAGAUCGGAGUGUCGGAGACCGCUAUCAGGACCUGGUUCCAAAACAGAAGAGCUAAACAGAGACGAGCAGAUCUACUGAAGAAACAAGCUCAGCAGGCAGCAGAGACUGGAACUGUGGACUUGGACAACCUUCCUUCUGUUUGA